AUGGGUCCCUCACCUGCUGUCUCUGGCCCAGCUGCUGCUGUACAUCCCCUAGCUCAACUCCAAGUUCGACUCCAUCUCAACGACUUCCUUUUCGACAACCAAGGCCACUUCCUCAACAGCGAAUUCACCUGCUACGUCCACAACCAUCUCAUCGAGAUCAUCGCGAACGAGCAACGCGCAGCCGAAACACACCACAAGAAGGAGCGCCGCUCUCAAACUACAGCCACCAUGGUCCAGCUUACCGAGGUCGAGGACGAGCACUUCCAGUCCGGGCAGGCCGGUCCUAUUGACGAUGACGCUGACUACUCUGACACUGACUCGGAAAUUUCCGAGGACAGCGACUACAACCCUCGCGACGAGUCUUUCACCGAGCGCCUCUACGCCCUCAAGGACAUUGUUCCCCCGACGACCCGUGGCUGGAUCAGCAAUAAGGUCGAUUUUGGUGUCAGCGCCGUUCAGAACACGUGGUACUACGGCUCCCGCACCGUCUGGGUUGUCUGCGCCACCGCUCUCAUGAUCGGUGUUCCUCUGGCCACCUGCUGGGCAGAGGACCAGCAGAUCGAGGGCAUGGAGCGCGAAUACCGCAUGCGUGAGAUGGGCGGUGAUGCGCUCCUGGCUGCCGGCGAGGGCAAGGAGGGCAGCACGGCUGAGCAAGUCGGCCUCGCCCUCGAUCGAUCCGAGGCCAAGCCCGCUCUGUAA
Molecule: messenger RNA, 699 nt
Organism: Colletotrichum orchidophilum
Lineage: Eukaryota; Fungi; Ascomycota; Sordariomycetes; Glomerellales; Glomerellaceae
Exons: 3
Coding region: 1-699 (232 amino acids)
Biological process (GO): intracellular protein transport
Cellular component (GO): mitochondrial outer membrane
Source: RefSeq, a predicted model, not a curated record